CACGCAGCGACGCGGCCGACGGCUCAAUGGCAGUUCUGUUGGAGACGAGCAUGGGCGACAUUGUUAUCGACCUGUACACCAGCCAAUGCCCUUGCGCCACGAGGAACUUUCUCAAGUUGUGCAAGAUAAAGUACUACAAUAACGUUCUUUUCCACAACGUGACGAAGGACUUCGUGGCGCAGACCGGCGAUCCCACGGGCACCGGGAAAGGAGGAGACUCGAUAUAUGGGGUUUUAUACGGUUAUCAGGCAAGGUUUUUCGAUGAUGAGAUCCGAUCCUCGCUGAAGCACGAACGGAAAGGCACUGUUUCCAUGGCUUCCGCCGGACAAAAUCGAAACGCCAGCCAGUUCCUUAUAACGUUGAGAGACAACUGCGACGCGUUGGAUGGGCAACGAACCGUUUUCGGCACCGUUUCGGAGGGCUUUGAUGUACUCGAGGCCAUCAACAACGCUUACUGCGACGACAAGGGUCGGCCAUACCAGAACAUUAGAAUCAGACACACAAUUGUCCUGGACGAUCCAUUCGAUGAUCCUCCUGGAUUUGAAGCUUUCAAACUGGAAGCUUCACCGCUGCUCCCAAAGGACCCUGAUGAGGUACAUCUUGAAGACGUCCCGCCCCUUACCGGUGUCACCGGAAACUCACAAGAACAUAUGGAAACGAACGCUGGAGAGAAAGAAACGCACAGUCGCGCUGUGCUGCUUGAAAUGAUCGGAGACUUACCUGACGUAGAGGCCAAGCCCCCGGAGGAGUGCCUUUUCAUAUGCCGUCUCAACCCUGUGACCACAGAUGAAGACCUAGAAAUCAUUUUUAGUCGAUUCGGAAAGGUGCAAACAUGUGAUAUCAUUCGCGAUCACAAGACUGGGGACUCGCUCAACUUUGCGUUCAUUUCGUUUGCAACCAAGGAAGAGGCAGAGACUGCAUACUUCAAGAUGGACAAUGUGCUGAUUGACGACAGACGCGUGCGCGUGGACUUCAGUCAGUCCAUGCACAGUUUGUGGAAAAAUUACAGACGAUUUGGCCGAAGAGGGGGAACCAGGGAAGAUGGUGACCGAGCAUAUUCGUAUGGCAAUGUACAAAAUGAAAAGAAACACACAAAAAAAGGGUGUGAGGUUGAGUAACACAGAUGCGAUAUUGUCACCCAUGGGACCAGUGCAGGGGAAUUGUCUUUUUCAGAGCAUGAACUGGCUAGUACGAAGGUAGCUAAUUGUGAUGCUACUGUGUGAGAAAAGCCCGCGGGAAAAAAAGCGAUUGAGAUUGAAACUUUGGAACCUUGACAGCUUAUCAUGAAACUAUCAAUGUAUCCAAGUCGAGUUUGCACCAAGGUUGGCAGCCCUCGGGCACGAGCGGGUUGACAUCGACUUUCAUAUCCUAUGUACAUCACAUAAUCAGCAACUGAUGGCGCC
This is a messenger RNA of Micromonas commoda, 1403 nucleotides long. RefSeq names its product peptidyl-prolyl cis trans isomerase cyclophilin 59, nuclear (gene CYP59). Gene Ontology annotation, cellular component: nucleus. Gene Ontology annotation, biological process: protein peptidyl-prolyl isomerization. NCBI's taxonomy places the organism in Eukaryota, Viridiplantae, Chlorophyta, Mamiellophyceae, Mamiellales, Mamiellaceae. Bases 27 to 1118 code for a protein of 363 amino acids. The transcript has a single exon. Gene Ontology annotation, molecular function: peptidyl-prolyl cis-trans isomerase activity; RNA binding. The record is from RefSeq and is a predicted model, not a curated record.